GUUGCAAAUAUAAUAGGAAUGAUAUAUUUACAUUUCUUUCAUACAAACAUGGUGCCACUACAAAACGACAACAACAACAAUAUCAUAGAAUCAACUCUUCUUCUACCUUCAGCUUCAGCUUCAGGUACAAAGAAAAAAGCACCAGAAGACAAAUGGAACUUAGCAUACAUAAUCUACUUGACACUUGGAAUCGGUUACUUAUUCCCAUGGAACUCAUUCAUUACAGCCGUUGACUACUUCUCCUACCUUUACCCUCAAGCAAGCGUUGACCGUAUUUUCGCUAUAGUUUCCACAGUUGUUAGUCUUUCUGGUCUCUUCCUCAUCAUCCUUAACGGACACAAAUCUCAUGCUUAUGUAAGGAUCAAUGUUGGCCUUGCUUUGUUUGUUGCUUCUCUACUGGUUGUUCCUUUGAUUGAUGUUGUUUAUGUUAAGGGUCGUGUUGGGUUGAGUAAUGGAUUCUAUGUUACUGUUGGGGCGGUUGGGGUUUCUGGUGUGGCUAAUGCCUUGGUGCAGGGUUCUGUUAUCGGAUCCGCCGGUGAGUUGCCGGAGAGAUACACGCAGGCGGUUGUCGUUGGAAAUGCUGUCUCUGGUAUACUUGUUUCUUUCCUGAGGAUAUUUACAAAAGCUGUUUACACACAAGAUGCCUCUGGCUUGCAAAAGAGUGCAAAUGUCUACUUUUUUGUAUCAAUUGCGAUUAUGUUGAUAUGCAUGGUUUUAUACAAUGUAGCACAAAAGCUUCCCAUUAUAAAGUUCUAUAACGAACUUAAGAUUCAAGCAACCGCUGCGGAGGAAGACAACGGUCCUUUGACCGGAUCUGUAUGGAGGUUAACUGUAAGGGAUACUGUAAGAACAAUCAAGUGGUAUGGAUUUGGCAUCAUGCUCAUUUACGUUGUGACGCUUGCAAUAUUUCCAGGUUACAUUACGGAGGACGUCCACUCUCGGGUUCUUAACGAUUGGUAUCCGAUUCUGUUGAUUACUUGCUUUAAUGUGUUCGACUUUGUUGGCAAAAGUCUUACUGCAGUAUACUUACUAGAGAAUGCGAAAAUUGCAGUAGGCUGUUGUGUAGCAAGACUGUUGUUUUUCCCACUUUUCUUUGGAUGCUUGCGCGGUCCGAAAUUCUUCCGGACGGAGGUUCCGGUGACAAUCCUGACUUGUCUCUUAGGGCUUACAAAUGGAUAUUUGACUAGUGUGUUGAUGAUUUUGGCUCCUAAGACUGUAAAGUUGCAGCAUGCAGAGACUGCAGGGAUUGUGAGUGUGUUGUUCUUAGUUUUUGGUUUGGCUGUUGGGUCUAUUAUAGCUUGGUUUUGGGUCAUUUGAUAAGAAAAACUGUAUAUAUCCAGGGAGUCGAAAAUCUAUAUGUACUAUGGUUCACUAAACCAGAAGUCAAAACUUGGAUAGGUUUGAUUAUCAUGAUCGUUGAAAAAUGUGAAAUUUUGUAAUUUACCUUUCAUAAUCUUUGUAAAAUUCUAAUGAACUAUAUUAGCUUUGAACUGUAUAAAGGUAUCUUUUUGUAGACAAGAUGUAAAGCCUAGAUACUUAGGAUCUGUUUGGAAGUUUUAGUUUCUGUGACUAUGUUAAGGUUUAUAAGAAAUAUGAAUCUAUAUUUAUUCCUUCAAGCCACUUCUAGAGAAGUUAAGGAUCCUUGUGGUAGUAUAUAGUCACUUUAAUGCUUAGUGAUUCUUAGCAUAAAUAAAUCAUUGAUCCAAUGUUGGAAUGACUUGCUCUGAA
Lathyrus oleraceus (garden pea) is the source of this 1728-nucleotide messenger RNA. Its product is annotated as equilibrative nucleotide transporter 1. The coding region runs from base 19 to 1317 and encodes 432 amino acids. The transcript is spliced from 2 exons. Gene Ontology annotation, molecular function: nucleoside transmembrane transporter activity. Gene Ontology annotation, biological process: nucleoside transmembrane transport. Lineage: Eukaryota; Viridiplantae; Streptophyta; Magnoliopsida; Fabales; Fabaceae. The record is from RefSeq and is a predicted model, not a curated record. Gene Ontology annotation, cellular component: plasma membrane.